CCCCGCCCCCCCGCUCCGAAAGGCACGUUUGUCCCAUCCAUUCUGGACGCAGUUUGGAGAAGAGGCGCUCAAGUUGGGGGAAAAAAACAACAGCAACCCUCCAGCAACCGAGGUCUGAUGCUGAUUGUUGAGCUAAUCAGCAUUCCUGCUCUAGGAAAUUUUGGCACUCAACGUAAUUCCCACAGUAUGGCUGGAAUUCAUCCCUCCGUCUGGCAAGUGGAUCAGCAUCUCAAAAAUUAGAAGAAAUUAUAGUCCCCCUCAGGCAAAGCCACAUGGGUGUGUAAACACAGAAGAUCAAGCUUCUGGCACUCAAGACUGAUUUCUCAUUGGCGGUAACCUGAGGAACAUCAUUUGUCUUCACUCCAAUGUUGCUCUGAAAACAAAAUCUGGAUCAACAACUCUGAACCAUCAGGCUUGCCAAGAUGCCUCAAGAACAGUAUGCCCAGAGAAGCACCAUGCAGAGCUCAGAAGGACCACAUGUAUACAAAGUGGGGAUUUAUGGUUGGCGGAAGAGGUGCCUCUAUUUCUUUGUGCUACUUCUAAUGAUUUUAAUCCUGGUGAAUCUUGCCAUGACCAUCUGGAUUCUCAAAGUUAUGAAUUUCACAAUUGAUGGAAUGGGAAAUCUAAGGAUUACAGAAAAAGGUUUAAAGCUAGAAGGAGAUUCGGAAUUCUUGAAACCUCUCUACGCCAAAGAAAUCCGGUCCAGGACAGGCAACCCUCUGUACUUCCAGUCUGCUCAGAAUGUUACAGUGAACAUUCUCAAUGAGGAGAGUAAAGUUCUUACACGUCUGGUAACAGGUCCCAAAGCAGUGGAAGCCUACAGCCAAAAAUUUCAAGUGCUAACCACUUCAGGGAAAUUGUUAUUUUCUGCAGAUGAUAAUGAAGUGGUCGUUGGAGCAGAAAGACUGAAAGUUUUAGGAGCAGAAGGCACAGUGUUCCCCAAAUCUAUAGAAACUCCUAAUGUCAGGGCAGACCCCUUCAAGGAACUAAGACUUGAGUCUCCAACACGCUCUUUGGUGAUGGAGGCUCCCAAGGGAGUUUUGAUCAAUGCUGAGGCUGGCAACCUGGAAGCAACGUGCCGGACGGAGCUUAAGCUGCAAUCCAAAGAUGGUGAGAUAAAGUUGGAGGCUUCAAAAAUCAAACUACCUAGAUUGCCUCAGGGAUCCUACUCCCCUUCAGGAUCCAAUCAAAAAAUCUACGAGCUGUGCGUAUGUUCCAAUGGGAAGCUGUUUCUGUCCCAGGCUGGAUCUAGCUCCACCUGCCAGAUAAACCCAAGUAUCUGCCUUUGAAAGAGACUGUUUGCAGCAGACUUCAUGGCAAGACAGUUAAGCUGCCACUUAAUUUUGCUAGAACACAGAAAGCCUAUCAAAGACUUGUGUGUAUGUUUGGGGGGAGGGGGCGUGUGCGUGCAUGUGUGUGUGUGUGUGUGUGUGUGUGUGUGUGUGUGUGUGUGAAUAUAUAAAUAUAUAGAUAUAUAUAGAUAUAAGUAUAUAUAGAUAUAUAUAUCCUUUCCAUAAAAUGAGGUUUCAGUACAAGAAAUUCCAGGGUGACCCUCUUGGUGUAGCAUUUAUCACUACUGCAUCAAAAUGUAAGAACUAUGAGUGAACUGGAUGCAGAUCUUUUCCAGAGUUUCAGACUGUUGAACGUAUGUCUCCAUUUGUCAAGGGUUUUCAAGCCUCUCCAAAUUUAAAGGCUAGUUCACAUGUAACAUUUAAUCUACAUAACUCUAAGAAGAAAUUCAAUCAUGUCACAAGAGACUGCACCCAUGUUUAAUCUGCUGUGUGCAAAGGCACUAGAUCUGCAAUUGUGGUUUCCCCAGCUGUCUAGGAAAAGGAAAUACGGAGGUUAUGUUUAUAUGAUGCUGAACACAUAUUCCUGUUGGUGCUGUUGGUUCUUCUGUGGCCAUAUAGAUAUCUGUCUCUGUGGAGAAAGUGUAUAAAGACAACCUAAACAUGAAACCAAAAAAGCAAAGGCAACCCUCCUCAUGAAGGUAAGAAACUAAAAAAGAAGGCAGAAUAUAUCCAAGCGACAAAUAAAGACUUUCAAUAAACAGAAGAGCAGAACGAGUUUAAAACAUAUAUAAAACAAACCACUCUUAGAGCGGUUUACAGAGUCUGCAUAUUGACCCCAACAAUCUGGGUCUCCAUUUUUCCAAUCUCGGAAGGAUGGAAGGCUGAGACAACUUUGAGCCAGUCACGAUCAAACUCCAGGCUAUGAGCAGAGUUAGCGUACAAUGCAGCAUUCUAACCAGUGCGCCACCCAGUGGUGGGAUUCAAAUAAUUUAAUAACCAGUUCUGUGCCCUAAUUAUUUCUUCCAAAAACCAGUUUGCCAAACUGCUCAGAAAGUUAACAAUCUUCGGUUCUCCCGAAGUGGUGCAAACUGGCUGAAUCCCACCACCAUAUAUCAUAUAAUCAGAAGAGGCUUUAAGAAGGGCCUGGGAAUGGUAUCUUGGAAGCAAACCAUCUGAUCAUUAGAAACAUUCCCUGCAAAAAAAAAAAAUCUAAUUUUUUUUAACUCGUUUAAAAAAUAGUGAUUAAGGAACAAUGGUAGCAGCAAAAAGAAAAACCUUUUCAAUCACACUGUUAAAACCAAAAACCUAAAAUGAAUUGCACUUCAGAAAAGGUGAUAGGAAGCACCGCUUCUUUGCAUCUUCUAUCGUGGAAAAGGCAGAUGAUUCAGGCAAUUGAUUCCUUAGCUGAUCCCCAAAUGCGUUUGUAAUAGUCUAGGAAAUAGAUCUGAUCUAUAACUUCCGAGAUUUGGGGGAACACAUCAGUUAUUGGUUACUCUUCUAACAAGCUUGAAACUUCAAGCCAGUUUUGAGGCUUUCUGAUCCAGAGUACACCAAGAACUUCCUAGCAAGUCAGCUGAAUUCAGUUUAAAUAACAUUCUCACUACUGUUUUCAGUAGAGUUUGGAUUAAGCCAUUUCUAAAUAUAAUUAGGUGCUUCAAGUCAUUGGUUAAAAAGACUUGAAGACACCAGUAAAGUGCACUUUUGAUGGACAGUAAAAUGUGUAGUUACAGAUUAGAUUUGCGAUGCAAUCCUAGACAUUCUUACUCAGAAAUAAGGUCAAAUACGCUCUAUGAGAUUUACUUUACAUAGUUAAGGGUGCAGCCUUAGUGACUAUAUCAAGUCUUUAAAGCAUUGGCUAACUCGGUGGUUGUUGCAAAGUAUUUUUUGAGCUACUUAAAUGCAAGGGGGUCACCCGGGAUAAUAAUUGUAUUGGGACACAACUAUAUACCAUCUCUGUUAAAAGAGGGAGACUUGUGCCUAUGCCUUAAGUCAAUGCACUCAGCAAGGAGAAGCACAUCAAUAUUUAUCUUAUUAUUAAAACCAUUUUAUCUGAUAUUUUAGACUAAAUGUUGGAAAGAAUGGUGAUUGUAAUGUUUGGAAGAUGAAUGCGGACUUAUGAGGUAGACUUAACUAAAACUGCCAAGGCUGAGAGGCACUGGUAACCUCAAUCUUAUUUUUGUCUGAGUAAUGAACAUCUAAAUUUAUACUGAAGGUACAACUUCAAAUCAUCAGAUGUGUUUGUGAACUGUGUUUUUGCUUUUGUUGUUCAUUUCAUACUGAAUAGUGAUUCACUGUAAGACUCAUUUCAUUAAGGAACAUUUGUCAGGGUGCCCAUGAUGGUAAAUGAACUCGGUGUUGCAAAGAAAAUAGUCAUAUUGCAAUGUGACAAGGUUUUAUCUUUUCUUCUAUCAUCAAUUUUACCGAUAAGGAAAGAAGCAGUUUUAUUGAAAUGAACUGCAGGUGUCUGGGUAUUUGCUUCUUUGUUUCUGAAGGGCUUAACUUUCUGCUAGUUUAGUCUGUAUAUUAAUUUGGCUCCUGAUCUUUAGUUUGGUUGUUAACUAAAUUGACAGUAAUGAAGAAUGUUUAUGGUGAGAGAAAAAAUACAACAGCAAAAAUAAGACAAACAAGCCGUUCAACAACAACCAUCAAAUGGUCUUUAGAAUCUACAGUAAGCUUAGGUGCUGAAUUUGGUUAGUAAUUUAAAUUAGGCUCCCCACAAACAAAUCCUCAUCACAUAAACAGGACUCUAAAGUCCAUUAAUUCAGCCAACAUAGCUAUUAAUGAACAUUGGGUUAGAAAAAGCUGCUUAAAAUAUGGGAGAAAUUUGCCAUCCCAAAAGCAACAAAAGCUCUCAUUGGAAAAGAUGUUAUCUGCUUCCUUUGCUAAAAACUACUAGGCUUUAAUUUAUUGUUCUUUUAUCACAUGUGAGAAGGUGUUUUGAUAUUUGUAAAAUUACAUAGAGUCAUAGAAAACAUUUUCCUCUUUCUUUGCUUUUUCCCAAUCUAAGUUGUAGGAUGCUUAAAUUUUCAAAGUAUGAUUUGUAUGCAGUGUAUACUUGUACAUAAAAUCCCAAUAAUAAUGUCAUUUUUUAACCACAAUGGUGGUU
Ahaetulla prasina is the source of this 4398-nucleotide messenger RNA. RefSeq names its product sarcoglycan delta (gene SGCD). The transcript is spliced from 10 exons. Gene Ontology annotation, biological process: heart contraction; cardiac muscle tissue development. Gene Ontology annotation, cellular component: sarcolemma; sarcoglycan complex. Bases 423 to 1289 code for a protein of 288 amino acids. Lineage: Eukaryota; Metazoa; Chordata; Lepidosauria; Squamata; Colubridae. The record is from RefSeq and is a predicted model, not a curated record.